Centruroides sculpturatus (bark scorpion) is the source of this 1464-nucleotide messenger RNA. RefSeq names its product tudor domain-containing protein 5-like. The record is from RefSeq and is a predicted model, not a curated record. Bases 175 to 1449 code for a protein of 424 amino acids. Lineage: Eukaryota; Metazoa; Arthropoda; Arachnida; Scorpiones; Buthidae. The transcript is spliced from 4 exons.
GGUACGACAACGAUACCACCAUUUUUCGUAUGUGUGUCGUCAUAGUAAGUGUGUGUCGCGCUUUUGUUUUUCGUGUGUUCACGAAGAGUUACGAGAAGACUAGUCUCUAUACGAACCCGAUAGAAGAAUAAAAUAGAAAGAACUGUGAGUGUUUAAUUUGCCGAAGAAACAAAAAUGACAGACGUUAGCAGACAGUUAACAGAAGCCAAACAAGUAAUUCGUUCUAUUUUAAUAACAGCACCUAACGGCUUAACAGUACGUCAGUUAAUAUCGGAUUAUAAGAAACUGAAUGGAAAAGAAUUGCAAUUUAGAGAAUUCGGCUACGCUAAUCCUACGUAUUUCUUACAGUCGAUGCCAGAAGUGGUUAAGUUAGAAUGGUCUCCUUCUAUUCAAGACUUUAUACUGAAAGGAAUUGCCGACGAAUCUACUAAACACAUCGACAGUUUAGUCAAGAGAAGUAAAAGAAGUAAGAAGAAUACACACAAUUUUCCUAAUUCACGUUCUUCUCGUUUUGAUAAGAAUUUAAAAACUUCAAAUGCAAGACCUACAAAACGUUUUGUUACAGCAGAUUUGAAAAAUAAAAUCCAAGAACUUUUAUGUUGCUACAAAAGUGGAAUAUUAUUGAGUAACUUCGAAUUGGCAUUUUAUAAGCGUUUUGGAAUCAAUUUAGACUUAAAGCUAUUAGGAUUUUCUGAUUUAGAAGAGUUUUUGAAAGAAAUGCCAGAUAUUGUUAGAAUGGAAGAAAAUGGUAAAAGAGUAUGUUCCAUUGAUAGUAUGAAGAAAAGGGAGGAAGUAUUCCCUAAAGAUACUAGCAUGAAAACAUUUAAUGAAAAUGAAAGAAAUCAUCAUAACCUUUUAAUUUCAAACAAUAAAACAUAUACUACCAUAGAAAUAACUCCAAAGAAAUCUAAUAAUGAAGAAAAGUAUAAUAAUCAGAGUCUCACAAAUAAAUUGGAAAGUUCUCAAAAUUUAUCAAGUAUAAAGAAUAUUUUAUUUGAAUGUCCUACAAGUGAAAAUAAUGACAUAAAGGAGGAACUUCGUAAGGUAUUGUCAUGUCAUCCUGAUGGAAUCUGGGCAACUGAUUUUAUGAAAAAAUAUGAAGAAAUUUUAAAAAAAGAAUUAAACCUAACAGAAAUGGGAUAUUCAAGCUUAAUUGAGCUAGUUUCAUGCUUUCCUGAUAUAUUUUUUAUCCAUCAGCCUGAGUUAUGUAAAGAUAAUUGGUUGUUAUUGGAUGUAAAUAAUUCUGCAGUAAAAUCACUUAAAGAGGAUACUAAAAAAGGUAUGAUAAUUUUUUAUUUCUAUGUUGUUAUGACAGAUUUUUAUGUUUAUGUAAAGGAUAUUCAACUCAAUCCAAGAUUUAAACAAAAUUUUAUGAUACUUUUAAUGCAUUUUCUUCAUUGGUGUGAAUUUUAUUUGAUAUGCUUUUUUCUUACAUUAAUUAAUAAUUAAAACAUCCUGAAGUGC